AAACCCCGCCUAUCCUAGUUGGAGCACACGCCCUCAUCUUGUUGUGGUUAUGCUUUGUUAGCCAGCUACCGUUGUUAGCUAGCUAACUAUCAUUGGUUAUCACUGGGAAAGACGCAUCUAGCCAUCUGUUUUGUGUCUUAACAAAUUGCCAUACUUACUAUUGAAGAUGAAUAAGACAGCCGUUUGAUUCGAAGGAUAUCCCUUCUCUCAAUUCAUAGGUAACUUUAAGUAACAUAGCUAGCUAACGUUAGCUACUAUAAGCACUGCAGUUUGCUAGCAAUAAUGGUAGUUAAAUCUGGACAUCUAGCGUUAUUCGCCUGCUAUCGGUAGCAUCUAGCUAGUUAAUGUUAUUGCGUAUUUCAAGUAAUAUUCACUAACCUUGUGUCUGACAUUCGCUAAGUAGCUAGUUAGUUAUCCCAUCCCAUAGAUGAAUGCAGCUAGCUUAUAUUAUGUUUUAUUGGUAACCUUGUUGCGCUAACGUUGCUAGCUAGCCAUCAUUGUUUACAUUUGAGUCAAGGUUACUUCGUUUAUACAACAUCUACUGUAGCUAUGCAAUAAUAUUGGCCUGACUACGAACUUAGUCAUAUGCCACCACUAAUGACACAGCCAGGCAGCCAGCUCCCUUUGUCAGCAGUGGAAAACUUACCUAGCAAACCUGUUGACAACAAUGCAUAACCAUAUUUGAUCUUGUCCUAUAGGAUGACACGGAAGUGUACUGCGGCUCCGGGGAGAUGACCUGCACCCCCCUAGGGCAUGGUCAGGAUGGGGCCAGAUGUGCCCCUGCUCAAUGAAUACAAGCAGGAGUUCUUCUGGAAGCGCUUCCCUCAGACGGUGCUGGGGGGUCCGCGCUUCAAGUUGGGCUACUGCGCCCCGCCUUAUGUCUAUGUCAACCAGGUGGUCUUGUUCUUGACACCAUGGCUGUUAGGUGGCAUUGGCACACUGCUGUGCCAGCUGCAGCUGCUGGAGGAACUCCAUGCUGCCAUGCUCUCUGGUCUGCUCAUGCUUGGGGCAGCAGUGGGUGUGCAGGCCCUGGCACUAUAUGCUGCCCGCAGGAAUGCCAUGGUGGAGCGCCUGGGAGUGCCCAACAUCCUGGCUGAUGAGGAGGAGGUGGAGUUCACCCACUGUGUAGGCCCAGAGACGGUGAGGUUCAUCGCCCCGGGGAAGAGGUUUGGACUGAAUGUGGUGCUUCACACCUUGCUGGCAGGGGCCCUCUGUGGCCUGGGGACAUGGUAUGUGCUCCUGGGCAGGUUGACUGCACUGUAUGGCAGUGUGGGUGUAGCCUUGGUGGUAUUUGUCCUGAGCUGGGUGACUCUGUGUACAGCGGAGUACUCCCUUAUCGUUAACACGGCCACAGAGACGGCCACAUUCCAGGCACAGGACACCUAUGAGAUCACCCCACUCACCCGACCACUCUACAUAUUAGCUUUCAUAGCUGUGGACCUAGCUGAUCGAUUUACAGGUCCAGUGCCAGAGCUCCAGCUAACCAGUCAGGUGCUUCAUGUGGUCUUCCUGGUCCUGCCCCUGCUGUGGGCGCUGGGUAUGUUGUCACCACUGGACGCCCUCCUCCUUUGGGGCAUGGAACAGGCUCUGGUGUUCGGUUUGGGCGGCUCUCCCAUGUCCAGUAACCUUAGAUUGCUGGGGAUGUUCGCCAUGUCUGUAUGUGUUACUGUUUGUACCUUCUUCAUCCCGUCCACCUUGGGUGUAGUCCUCUUCUCGAUGGCCAUGGGGUUUCUGCUUAGUUUGGAUCUCAGCCAGUUUGGGACUUAUUGUGGAGGAGGGUCCAGGGGAGCCUGUGGUGAUAGUGGAUGGCAUAGGGGGGCAUCGCCUGCCCCUCCCAGCUUGUUUGGCUGGCGGCUGGGCUGCAGUGAGCUGCUGCUCUACCUGGGGCUGCUGCUGGGGGCCAUGACUGAGGCAGGACUCUUACAUCACUUCCUCAGUCCCUCCCAGACCCAGAACUUGGCCAGGGUUUCUCAAGAUGCUGUCAGCUACCUCCUCAUCGCCCUUUUCAUCAUCUGCUGGGCUCUCCGAGAGAUCCAGGGAGCCUAUGUUUUUGGAGGAGUGUUCCUCAACCCCCUGUACCCAAGAGGAAUGGCCAAUGUCCGGGUGUUCAAGCAGCGGAGCAGGGGUCUCCACAUGGCUGGGGCUAUCAGGAGGGUGCUGCUCAAUCUGGUGUCUCCCUUUGCAAUGGUUGCUUUCCUGGCUCUGGAUGGCUCUAUUCAGCAGCUCCACACAGCCUCUCUCAGCGUGGGAUUCACCCGGGCCUUCAGAGUGGUGUGGCAGAGCUCUGAAGAUGCCCUGCUCCAGAUGGUGGUGGUGGUGUCAGUGAGGCUGGCUGCAGGGGACACCAGACUGCCUGGGUGGGACAGCCUGGGCACAGGGGUCCAGCUCCUUCUAGUGGGCCUGCUGAGUGAUAGGCUGCUCCAGUUCCUGUCCAAGCUGAAGUUUGCCCUGGCCGUGCUGGUGACCUCCUGGACAGAGAAGAAACAGCGGCGCCAGUCGGCCGGGACCCUCCUGGUCCUGAACGCCUCCCUGUGUCCUCUGCUGCUCUCUGUGGUGGUCCUGUCAGCCAUGCUCUCUGCUCCUCUGCUGCCCCUUUUCACCCUGCCCAUCUUUCUGGUGGGCUUCCCCAGGCCUCAGCGCAGUUGGCCUGGGCCCGUGGGCACUGCCUGCCCCUGUCCAGACUCCAUCUACUACCAGCAGAUGAGUGGGAGCCUGGCCUGUGCUCUGAGGAGUGCCUUUGCCAGAGGAUCACUUGGUGCUCUGACUCCUGGCUCCCACUUCCUGGGUCGCUUCCAGGACCGUGUGGUUUGGAUCAUGAUUUUAGAGAGAGGAUAUGGCUACUGUACUGUCAACAUCAAGGGUCUGGAGCUGCAGGAGACCUCGUGCCACACGGUGGAGGCUCGGAGGGUGGAUGAGGUGUUUGAGGGGGCCUUUGAGCGCCCUGAGCGGCUUGGCCUCAACCAGGGGAUAAACCUGCACUGGGGAAACGCCCUCACCCCAUGUGCUGCCCUGCCUGUGCGCGUCUACUCCGACGCCCGCAAUGUACUUUCGGGCAUCAUUGACUCGCAUGACAACCUGAGGAAGCUCCAGGAUGACUUCCUGAAGGCCCUGGUGUGGCUGCUGCUGAGGAAUUGUGUCCAGAGACUAAAGGCAUUUCCCUGGGGCACUGAGGCGGGGACAGGGGGCGGGGGCACGAAGUCUCAGUCCUCCCAGCUUGGCCAAUCGACUGUCACCCAGCCUGCAGAGGCUAUCAUGGUGGAGUCCAACAUCUCCUCUCUCAAGUUUAGACGGGACAGCUCCAGUUUGACCUCCUUUGGUGACUGGUCAGAUGAGGAUGACCUGUUUGGGCCUCAGCCAGCCAGGCGGACAGUGGCGUUGGUAAGUACGGAGGCCCAGCUGGGGGAGACAGUGCUCCAGACAGGCCCCUCACUGCCAGGCUCUGUGGAGAUGGACAGUCUGUUUGAGAACAUGGCCCUCUCUGCCCUUCAGCCCUUGCAACCUCUGGGUUUGGGUCUGGGUCUGCCAGCUGUGGACAAAGGCAGGAACCCUGAAGUCCCCCACACAAAGUCCUCCGGCACCAUGGCCCAUGAAAACUUCAGUUGCCCCCACUCUGAGUUGUUCAGCCUGCCCCCUGGGUGGAGGACAGCCCCCUUGUUACCAUUCCGAUUACAGCAGCUCACGCCUUUGUUCCCUGAGGAGUGGUUUCGGUUCACUUUGGGAAGGUUGGCGCUGGCCGUUCAGGACGAGGCUUCGGAGGAUGUGGCCAAAUCCCUGAAGGAGGAUGGGGGGCUGAGGGACCUCCAUGCCCAGGUGGCCCUGUCAUGCCUCAUCUCCCUGGGGGCAGAGUCUGCCUUCACCAGCCCCAGCUAUGUGUACAGGGUGUACAGUGGGGACGUGCCUUGGACAGAGGGGCUGAAGUGGCUUUCUGAAAACAAAGAACUUUACCAGCUUGCACUUAAGGCUUUCAGGUACAGUUUCAAGCUUCUGUUUGAUCAGGCGAGUUUGGGGCCCAUGGAGAGUCUUGAUGAGCUGUUCAGCACCCUGGAGGAGUAUGAGAGGGACUGGUACAUUGGCCUGGUGGCUGAGAAAGGCUGGCAGGACAGUGUCCUACAGGAGAAACCUUUCCUCUUCUCACUGGGCCAUGACCUCACCAUGGGAACUUACACAGGGCGGGUUCUGUCCCUGCAGGAGCAGCUGGUUCAGGUAGGCCAUCUGAACGGGGAGGGGGUGCGUGGCCAGUGGGCUAACCUGUCCUGGGAGCUGCUCUACGCCACCAACGACGACGAGGAGCGCUACAGCAUCCAGGCCCACCCCAUCAUGCUGAGAAACCUCACUGUCCAGGCAGCCGACCCCCCUCUGGGGUACCCCAUCUACUCCUCUGUCCCCCUGCACCUCCCCUGCUUCUAACACCCAAACCUUGUCCUCUCCCUGGGACCUUCAGACUCUCCUCUGCUGGCCUCCUAUAAACACCCCGUCUCUGGUUUGCCCAGCUUUAUCACUGGGUAGGCCCUAUGUUGUGGCCUGUAUGUGUAACCCGUCUAUUUCACUAGGGUAUCCUAGGAGGGCACCUAUAAGGCAGAUCCAAACAAAUGGUUUCAUUCAUGCAGGAGCGACAGCACAAUACUUAUGUUCAAAAUAUUUACGUAACUUUUACCAAAUGUGUGGUACUAGUUCAAACAAUGAAAUGUGAGUGUUCUGGGAAAAAUCUAUAUUUACAAGGGAUACGUUUGUUCAGAGGUUUUUUUAUCAUUCACAUACUCUUGAACAAAGAGUUAUCACUUGUCAAUUAAAUGUUUUCUUUUUGUACUGUAACGUUAGUUGCAAAUGUUUUUGUGGAGUUUGUUUUUAUCCAACUUAUCCGUUGUACUUAAAGUGAUCAGAUACAACCACCUUCCGCAGAAGAAGACCGCCAACACAGUGCUCCCAAUUACAUGAUGAACUUAUCUUACAAAUGUUUUCCCUCAAAUACUGUUCCCAAAGGCAAAAAGGGACAAUGAUUUUGCUUUUUUGAGGAUGUGCCUUGGGUUGGACUUUGCAGUCUUUGUAAUGUGGUUAGUAAUUUUUGAUGCCAUCCUUUUGUUUACAGUUCACUUGUUUACAGUUGAAGACAGUUGUAUUUGUCAUGUUCUCCUGUACAUACUGUUUUCGUAUACUGUGAUUUGUGUAUGGUGUGUAAUUGUACAUACAUAAAAUAGAUUUUUUCCCCCCAAAGGAACCUGAUAGUCUAUUUACUGGAGAUUUAUCAGUGCUAUAGACAUUCAUUACAGAUUUGUGGUUGGGCAUUACCUAAUUAUACUCCACCUUCCAAAAAAAUCUAUCUAUGACUAAUUAGAAUUAAGUUAAUUUUUCUGUCAUCACUAUUCUUCUGCUUUGUAAAUAGCGCUGCCAGCCUUUUAAAGCGUCCUAAAAAAUGUUCCCUUUCACCUAAAUAGAAGAGGCAAUUAACCCAUUUCCAUGUGGAGCUUAAGCAUUAGGAAUGCAACAACAUCAUUGAAGUCUACUUCAGGAAGUCUUGGGGUUUGAUUCCUGCUCCCAAGCAAAAAUGAAAGCAGGAAGCACCAGACCCCAAGGUCUAUUAAAAAAAUGGUCCGAUGAAGCAGAUGCUAAACUACAGGACUGUUUUGCUUUCAGACUGGAACAUGUUCCGGGAUUCUUCCGAUGACAUUGAGGAAUACACCACAUCAGUCACUGGCUUUAUCAAUAAGUGCAUUGAGGACGUCGUCCCACACAGUGACUGUACGUACAUACCCCAACCAGAAGCCAUGGAUUACAGGCAACAUUCGCAAUGACCUAAAGUGUAGAGCUGCCACUUUCAAGGUGCUUUCUAACCCGGAAGCUUACAAGAAAUCCCGCUAUGCCCUGCGACGAACCAUCAAACAGGCAAAGCGUCAAUACAGGGCUAAGAUUGAAUCAUACUACACAGGCUCCGACGCUCGUCGGAUGUGGCAGGACUUGCAAAUUAUUACAGACUACAAAGGGAAGCACAGCCGUGAGCUGCCCAGUGACACGAGCCUACCAGACAAGCUACAUCACUUCGAGGCAAUCAACACCGAGGCAUGCAUGAGAGCAUCAGCUCUUCCGGGCGACUGUGAUUACGCUCUCUGUAGCCGAUUUGAGUAAGAUCUUUAAACAGGUCAACAUUCACAAGGCUGCGGGGCCAGAUGGAUUACCAGGACGUGUACUCCGGGCAUGUGCUGACCAACUGGCAGGUGCCUUCACUGACAUUUUCAACAUGUCCCUGAUUGAGUCCGUAAUACCAACAUGCUUCAAGCAGACCAACAUAGUCCCUGUGCCCAAGAACACAAAGGCAACCUUCCUAAAUGACUACAGACCCGUAGCACUCACGUCCGUAGCCAUGAAGUGCUUUGAAAGGCUGGUCAUGGCUCACAUUAACACCAUUAUCCCAGAAACCCUAGACCCUCACCAAUUUGCAUACCGCCCAAACAGACCACAGAUGAUGCAAUUUCUAUUGCGCUCCACACUGCCCUUUCCCACCUGGACAAAAGGAAAACAUAUUCGAGAAUGCUAUUUAUUGACUACAGCUCAGUGUUCAACACCAUAGUACCCUCAAAGCUCAUCACUAAGCUAAGGAACCUGGGACUAAACACCUCCCUCUGCAACUGGAUCCUGGACUUCCUGACGGGCCGCUCCCAGGUGGUGAGUGUAGGUAGCAACAAAUCUGACACGCUGAUCCUCAACACUGGAGCUCCCCAGGGGUGCGUGCUCAGUCCCCUCCUGUACUCUCUGUUCACCCACGACUGCAUGGCCAGGCACGAUCAUUAAGUUUGCUGACGACACAACAGUGGUAGGCCUGAUCACCGACAACAACGAGACAGCCUAUAGGGAGGAGGUCAGAGACCUGGCCGAGUGGUGCCAGAAUAACAACCUAUCCCUCAACGUAACCAAGACUAAGGAGAUGAUUGUGGACUACAGGAAAAGGAGCACAGAGCACGUCCCCAUUCUCAUUUACGGGGCUGGAGUGGAGCAGGUUGAGAGCUUCAAAUUCCUUGGUGUCCACAUCACCAACCAACUAGAAUGUUCCAAACACACCAAGACAGUCAUGAAGAGGGCACGACAAUGCCUAUUCCCCCUCAGGUAACUAAAAUGAUUUGGCAUGGGUCCUGAGAUCCUCAAAAGGUUCUACAGCUGCAACAUCGAGAGCAUUCUGACCGGUUGCAUCACUGCCUAGUACGGCAAUUGCUCAGCCUCCGACCGCAAGGCACUUCAGAGGGUAGUGCGUACGGCCCAGUACAUCACUGGGGCAAAGCUGCCAGCCAUCCAGGACCUCUACACCAGGCGGUGUCAGAGGAAGGCCCUGAAAAUUGUCAAAGACCCCAGCCACCCCAGUCAUAAACUGUUCUCUCUACUACCGCAUGGCAAGCGGUACCGGAGUGCCAAGUCUAGGACAAAAAGGCUUCUCAACAGUUUUUACCCCCAAGCCAUAAGACUCCUGAACAGGUGACCAAAUGGUUACCCGGACUAUUUGCAUUGUGUGUCCCCCCAAGCCCUCUUUUACGCUGCUGCUACUCUGUUUAUCUUGUAUGCAUAGUCACUUUAACUAUACAUUCAUGUACAUACUACCUCAAUUAGCCCGACCAACCAGUGCUCCCGCACAGUGGCUAACCGGGCUAUCUGCAUUGUGUCCCACCACCCGCCAACUCCUCUUUUACGCUACUGCUACUCUCUGUUCAUCAUAUAUAUCACUUUAACCAUAACCACAUGUACAUACUACCUCAAUAAGGCUGACUAACCGGUGGCUGUAUAUAGCCUUGCUACUGUUAUUUUCAAAUGUCUUUUUACUGUUGUUUUAUUUCUUUACUUACACACACACACCUUUUUCUUUCACACUGUUGGUUAGAGCCUGUAAGUAAGCAUUUCACGUGACAAAUAAACUUUGAUUUGAAUUGUAAA
Molecule: messenger RNA, 7911 nt
Organism: Oncorhynchus keta (chum salmon)
Lineage: Eukaryota; Metazoa; Chordata; Actinopteri; Salmoniformes; Salmonidae
Product: pecanex-like protein 4
Exons: 11
Coding region: 754-4407 (1217 amino acids)
Cellular component (GO): membrane
Source: RefSeq, a predicted model, not a curated record